CUCGGGACAAGAACGGUUGCGUUACUGUUAUUAUGGAUUUAAAGCGGUACUACUAGCUUAGAUUUCACCGUGUUUGUCAACCGUCCGCUCGACUUUCGCGAUGUCAAACGGCCGCUGCUAGCUUUUUGACUGAUGGACGGCCACGCUGGAAAUGGAGAGAGAGUUCGACCUCUGUUGUUAGUUCAAUAGCUUUAGUCCUCCGUUUGUUGUGAGCCAUGAAAAGUGUUUCGGGGGUCAUGGGGCCUCUGGGACGCCUGCUGCUGUCUCUUCUCCUGCUGUCCUGGGAAGGCAAACUGUUUCAGGUUGGGGGGGUCAGAUCAGUCACUCUGCCAGAAUCCCUCCUGUUCGUCUCGACACUGGAUGGUAGUCUGCACGCUGUCUCCAAACAGUCAGGAGACAUCAAGUGGACCCUAAGAGAAGACCCCAUUAUUCAAGUGCCUGUCUACCUCACUGAGCCGGGCUUUCUCCCAGACCCCAACGAUGGCAGUUUGUAUGUCUUGGGUGGGAAGCACAAGGAAGGCCUUAUGAAAUUGCCGUUCACCAUCCCAGAGCUGGUUCAGUCAGCUCCCUGCAGGAGCUCUGAUGGUAUACUCUAUACAGGUAAAAAGCAGGAUGUGUGGUUUGUGGUUGACCCUGAGACAGGUGAGAAACAAACCAGUUUAACCACCUCCUCCUCAGAAUCCAUCUGCCCCAACACUCCUCUGCUCUAUAUUGGACGCACAGAAUAUGUGGUUACCAUGUUUGACACUAAGACACAGGAGCUUCGGUGGAACGCUACGUACAACGAUUACUCCGCUCCACCUUAUGAUGAGAAACAAGAUUACAAGAUGGCCCAUCUUGUGUCGAGUGGCGAUGGUCUUGUUGUGACAGUUGACAGAGAGUCAGGUGACGUCCUGUGGAGUCAGAACUAUGGAUCACCUGUCAUAGGGGUUUACCUGUACUCUGGAGACUCGCUUAGACACGCCCCCCACCUGUCCCUCGCCAUGGAAACGCUCCGCUUCCUCACCUUCUCCUCUGCCAACAACCAGGCAGACGAACACUCUACCUUGAAGUGGAGCUAUCAGUUUGUGAAGGAGCAAGCCAGCGCACAAACACAACUUUUACACACUCUCUAUGUGGGAAAAUUGGACUCCCACCUCUAUGCCUCCACCUCCCUUGUCCACCAUGGAGUCUCAUUAGUGCCUCGUGGACUGACCCUGGCUCGAAUUGAGGGUCCAGUGACGGCUGAAGUGACGGUCAGGGAGCGAGGGGCAUGUGAGAUCACGCCGUCCACUGAUGUGCGCUAUCCACCAGGGAGCACAAACAGCCGCAAAAACCACUGGCUGCUAAUAGGUCAUCACGAGCUCCCUCCAGUAGCUCACACCACCAUGCUGAGGGAUUUCCCAGGCAGCCUGCGACGUUCCGGAGACGCCGUCAUCCCCCCUCGGCCUUCUGCCUCCUCCGCCUCCCCAGCCUCGUACCACCACGAGCGCUAUUUCCAGACAGUUGCUGGUGGCCAUAGCGACACUAAUGCUAAUAGAGAAGGGGAUGAUGGGAGGACAUCAGGACAGAGCCAGAGACCAGUCGCUGUGCUGCCUGUCUAUAUGACUCAGGACCGUCUUACUCUGGCUGUUCUGACGCUGCUGCUGGGAGGAUGGCUGGCAUUCGUUCUCACGUACCCUGUCCGUGCAGCCCAGCAGCUGAAAGCUCAAAGGCAGCUGGAGGAGGCUUUUGAGUCUCGUCUCCAGCUCAUGCAGACCAACAUGCAGACCAACAUGCAGACCAACAUGCAGACAGUGACCUUGGUCUCUUCAGACACAACCCUUUCUACUGACACGAACAUCUCCAGUGACUCUCAUCCAGUAUCUCCUGAGCCUCCACCCAGUCCUCACUCUCACAGCAGCAGCGCCUCAGAUGACAACAUAAAUGGCACCACUGAGCUCAAAGCCACAGCAGGAAACAGUGAGGAGGUGGAGGUGGGUAAAAUCUCCUUCACUCCAUCUGAGGUGCUUGGACACGGCACAGCGGGAACUUUUGUCUUCAGGGGUAAAUUUGAUGGACGUCACGUGGCGGUGAAGCGAGUUCUUCCGGAGUGUUUUGAAGUAGCAGAGCGCGAGGUGCAGCUUCUCCGAGCGUCUGACACACACCCGAACGUCAUCCGAUAUUUCUGCACAGAGAGAGACCGCCUCUUCACUUACAUCGCCAUCGAGCUGUGUGCUGCAACCCUGCAACAGUAUGUGGAAGAUCCCAGUUGCUUUCCUGGUCUGAAUCCUAUAAGUCUGCUGGAACAAACCAUGUGUGGCCUUUCACACCUCCACUCGCUCAAUAUAGUCCAUCGUGACCUGAAGCCCAGAAACAUCCUCCUCUCUGGUCCCAGCGCGCUGGGUCAGGUCCGAGCUCUCAUCUCCGACUUUGGGCUCUGUAAGAAGAUCCCAGACGGUCGGAGCAGCUUCUCUCUGCGGUCAGGAAUACCAGGAACUGAAGGGUGGAUAGCUCCUGAAGUUCUGAGGGAUACUCCUGGCAACAAACCGACAGCAGCGGUGGACGUGUUCUCAGCAGGCUGCGUGUUUUACUUCGUGGUCAGCAGGGGGCAGCACCCUUUUGGUGAUGCAUUGAGACGACAGAUCAACAUCCUGUCAGGAGAAUAUUCACUUGCACAUUUUAUGGAAAAUAUACACGAUGAUGUGAUAGCGCAGGAUCUGAUAGAGCAGAUGAUCAGCACUGAGGCCGAGUCCCGUCCCUCCACCGCCUGCGUGCUCAAACAUCCGUUCUUCUGGAGCCCCGAGAAGCAGCUGCUCUUCUUCCAGGACGUGAGUGACCGCAUAGAGAAGGAGCCAGCUGACAGUCCGAUCGUGGUCAGACUGGAGACUGCAGGAAGAGCAGUGGUUCGAACCAACUGGAGGAUGCAUAUCUCUGUGCCCCUACAGACAGACUUGAGGCGGUUCAGGACAUAUAAAGGAAACUCAGUCAGAGAUCUGCUGAGAGCGAUGAGGAAUAAGAAACAUCACUACCACGAGCUGCCCCCGGAGGUGCAGGAGACUCUCGGCGAGCUGCCCGAAGGCUUUGUCAGCUACUUUACCUCACGGUUUCCACGGUUACUGAUGCACACACACGCUGCCCUGCACAUCUGUAGCCAUGAGAGACUGUUUCACCCCUACUAUCUGUCCCCCAAUGCCAAAUAGCAUUCGCAUGACUCUGCACUCUCCACUCUGUACACACGCAUACAGCCCCAUUAUUGCUUUUGUAAAGCCCAUACUGUUUCAUGGGGGAAGGUACAGUGCUGUGAAAAAGUUUUUAUAUUCCUUGAGUUGUUUUAUAGAUUCAUUUUAUAUUUCUGCAGCUGUUGAUCAAGAAAUUGUAUGAAAAUUUAAUUAUAAAUUUAAUUAAUUUAAUUAUAAAGCGCUGAGCGCAUACCUCCACAAAAGGCUGCAUAUAUAUUUGAAGGAUCCAAGACUGAUACCAGUCCAACGCUGACUCCAAAAGCUGGGACGGAUUUAUUCAGUUCUAUGGUUACAUCUAUGGGGCGUGCAACAUCAUGCACCAGCAGCACGGCAGUCAUAUUUUGCCAAAAUACAACUGAUGUUAGAUAAUGUAACAAACACUAAUGGUUCAAACUAUGAACCACCACAAAAAUGAGAAUAACCGACAUAAACCACCACUGAACAGACACCUAAUAAACACUUAAGGCAUGAUGGGAAAUAAGGGGUCUUCACUACAGUGUGUAAUAGUGUAACGCAAGGUAGGCAUGCCUGUCCUGGACAUGGUGACUGUGUCUCUGCGUCCCCACUAUCUGGGAGUUUCCCUCUGUCAGCUGUGUUUAUGUCCCCCCGGCACUGACAUCAAGGCGACAUUACAGACAAUACUGGUUUCUGCAUAAAUACCACCAUACUAGUCCAAACAAUAAAGACGUAUUCCAACUCCAAACUGUGGAUCACUCCUCAUAUCAAACUGAAGCUGAAAGAGAAGCAUAAAGCUUUCAGGAUCAAAGACUGGGCUGGUCUCAGGACAGCAAACAGCAACAUAAAAAAAAGUUCCUCAAAAGAAAAUUUAAGGACAAACAGGAGCAUUAACUUGGCAACAUGAACACUAACAACUUUCCAAAUAGUGAAAGCUUUGAGUAGAUGUGAACCCAAACACAGUCCAUCAACAUCAACUGACAGAAAGUCAGCAAAAACAGCUCUGGUAUCGAUAUCAGUAUCAGCAGAUUGAGGUAUGGGAAUCAGAUCAGAGCUGAAAAAAUGUGUUUCGGUGCAUCUCUAAUACAUUUGUCAUAUUAAUGAGAGAGAAUGUUUUUAAACUAUAUCUUAAUGUGUAACUCCUUUAGAGUAUACAUGAUGCAGAGUGCGAUAGUUAGCAUGUGUUUCCUCUAAACAAACUCAGGAAAAAAGCUCUUAGGUGAAUUUUCUGAUUCACCUGUGCACCACGAUGCUCCAGGCGCAGGUGAUCCUUUCUUUUCCCAAAGUGCCACCUGAUUUUGUUUUGGGGAAACAAACACAUUACAGUCUUUGAAUGAAGGGCACGGUUGUAGGAAGGGCUUUUUAAUAAGGUGCGGCAGCAAAGGCUGUAAGUGUGUGUUCCAGAUGUCCAGAUGCUGCCUCAGCGGUUCUGCCUGUUGAGGCACCGGUUUGAGCUCCGGGUUGGUUGAUGUGUGGAGAUUCCUUCAUCCUUGCUCUACCUUGCAGUCCUAUUUUGUGCUAUUUUAGCAGUUAAAACAUUACAGAAGAAGAGCAUCUGUUUUUUGUCAAGUGUAAUCAGGUCGUUUACUGGAAUAAAGCAAAAAUGUUACAUUAUGGACAAAAAUGCCCUAAAACAAAUCACCUGUUCCUUGGCCCAUUCCACCUGAUUUCACUGAAAUAUGUUUACAAUUUUGAGAUAUCCUGCUGACAGACAAACGGCAAACAUAACCUGUUUGAAGGUUGUUGGGGUUUUUUUAGAUUAUUUUGUGAGCAGUUUUGCCUUUACUGGAUCGUUAAUAUAGAGAUAUAAUAACACCUUAAAACAACGGCAGAAUGUCACUUAUUUUAUGAAGGUAUUCACUUGAAAUAAAUGAAAAACUGUGCAGCGUGUUCAGGUCUCACACUCCGGUCGUAGCUACAGGUUUAAACUUUAGAAAACUGCUGUUGUAAUAGGAAUUUGAACUUUUGAGCAUUUUAAGCUUAUAAGAAAAGCUUAUAAGCAUGAGCAUAUGAUGGGAGGUGAGUUUCACCUACUCAUAGCUCUGCAGUCCAGAUUAAAUCGCGCCACAAACAGUAGGUGAGAUGCACAAACUUUGUCACAGCACUGUAGUCAACGCAGAGACUGGACAGCAGGUUCCAGGAAAGACGGCUGCAAACUGGAAAAACCAGUUAGUUAAAGAGAUUACUCCCCCCCCUGUCCCUGUUGCUGCUGCGCUUCUCUCAUCUCCUCUGUGGAAAGUGCCAAAGACUGCACACUAUUUACUUUGCUAUUUGUUUUUAUAUACAGCAUUUGAUGUGUUUGUGUGUAUGUGUUCAUUACUGCAUUGCUGAAUGUAGCUACGCUGGCAGAAGAAUGUACUGAGCCUUGUUUUUCACUGAAGUCAGUACAUGGAGCCUACAGUAAUGGUCAGCUAUCAUUGCCACUGUUAAAAUGUGAUUGUUGUGCAUAUGCUGUGUAAAUCACCGGUGUGUGCAGGAAAUAAUGCAACGGCAAUGACACUGACUUUUUUUUUUAAAUUUAAAGUCAUAUUUUGUUUACAAUUUUUUAACAGAAAUCCAUUAUAUUCCCCCACUCCUGAAUGCUGGCAUCGCUUUGAGCUUGUCCAGCACUCACUAAAUGCUCUCAGAUUUGUUUGAAAUCUCUCCCUGUAACUACUGAACGAAGGCUUGUUCAUGGGUCUGCAGUAGAACGAAUGAUGAAGAAUCAAACUUUUGUACUUUUUUUUUGAAUGAGUGAAUUAAAUCGAUGCUUUGGUCGUGCCA
Chelmon rostratus (copperband butterflyfish) is the source of this 5918-nucleotide messenger RNA. RefSeq names its product endoplasmic reticulum to nucleus signaling 2 (gene ern2). The coding region runs from base 216 to 3161 and encodes 981 amino acids. Gene Ontology annotation, molecular function: RNA endonuclease activity; ATP binding; protein serine/threonine kinase activity. Lineage: Eukaryota; Metazoa; Chordata; Actinopteri; Chaetodontiformes; Chaetodontidae. The record is from RefSeq and is a predicted model, not a curated record. Gene Ontology annotation, cellular component: IRE1-TRAF2-ASK1 complex. The transcript has 24 exons. Gene Ontology annotation, biological process: protein phosphorylation; IRE1-mediated unfolded protein response; mRNA processing.